CCUUUACGUUAAAUUCAAUGAGCGGAACACACCACCUAGUGUCCCUGUCGAUAGUGACAUUUGUCUUAGUCUAAAUAAUGUUUGUAAGCCUUCUUUUGCACAAUCAAAACAUGCUCAUGUUGUUAUUUACAGUAUUUACUCACUGUUGAAUUAGAAAAGAUAACUUGAUAAUAAGCCUAAAAAUAUAGAUACAUAAGAUGGAGGUUACAAAUUCAAAUUUUGAUUCACUUUUACCAGAAAUAGAAAAUGCAAUCAAUCACAGUUUAUUUAUUAGUAUUGAUUGUGAGCUUUCCGGCCUUACUGUUGUUAGGAAUAUCAAUACAUUUGAUAGUCCCAAAGAAUAUUAUGAAAAAAUGCGAAACAACUGUAAGGAUUUUUUAGUAAUGCAAUACGGCAUUAGUAUUUUUAGAUAUGACGAAUCUGAACACAAUUUCAAGCAAAGAACUUAUAAUUUUUUUAUAUUUCGCCGACCUGUUAAUAAAAAUGUACCUGAUCAGCGUUUCCUAUGUCAAUCAUCAAGUAUAGAUUUUUUAAUUGGUAAUGGUUUCGAUUUUAAUAAACUCUUUAAAGAAGGCAUUUCUUACCUGACUGAAGAGGAAGCCGAAAGAUACAAAGCUAAUGUGGAUCAAGCAUAUCAGAAAGCUUUAGAACUAAUUGAAUCAAAACAGAGUGAUGAAGGCCAUGAUAGCAUUCAAAUAUCUGAUAAUUCAGUACAAUUUGUUGAAGAUAUUAAAUCAAAAAUAGACAAUUUCCUUGAAAGUGGUGAUAAGGAGUUACAACUCCCAAAGUGCAAUGCCUAUUUUAGAAAGUUGAUUUAUCAAACUCAAAGAGAAUUAUAUUCUGAUCGAAUUUCUUUAGAGACAAGACAAAUAGAGAAUGAUAGAAUACUCUUUGUUACUAAGCUUAAGACUGCAGAAGAAGAAGCAGAGCUUGCAAAGAAAAAAUAUGAUGAACGCUUAAGAGAAAUAGAAAAUUUUAGGGGUUUUACAAAAGUUAUGAAGUUCAUUAUCAAAUCUGGAAAGUUAGUUGUUGGUCACAAUGCAUGUUUGGAUUUCUUUCAUACUAUUGAUAAAUUUUUGAUUGAACUUCCAGUAUUUUAUGAAGAUUUUAAAGAAAUUAGUCAUUCCCUAUUUUCCAGAGUAUUGGAUACCAAAUAUAUGUCAAGCAGAGAACCUUUCAGAGAUCUUAUUCAAUCAACAGUAUUGAAACAGUUGUUUGAUACUUUAUCUGAAAAACCAUUUGGACUUCCAGAAGUAGUAGUGGAAGAACCUGGAAGAGGAUAUGAUGUAAAUGAUAAUAAGGAACAUGAAGCUGGAUAUGAUGCAUACAUAACUGGACUCUGCUUUUUGGGAAUGUGGAAACAUCUAGGUUUACUGAAUAACAGAAGCGAUCAAAAAACAUUCCAUAGCAUGGAUCUUUUGGAACCUUUUAUGAACAAGUUAUUUUUAAUGACAUUGACUGAUAAUCAGUAUAUCAAUUUGGCUGGAGAAGACAUGGCAGUUUCUAAAGACCACGUAUUUUAUCUAAAAUUUCCAGAAGAUUGGAAAUUGAAUAAUAUUCAACAACUGUUCAGCCCAUUUGGUAACAUAUUUGUCUCAUGGCUCGAUGACACAUCGGCAUAUAUAGGGUUGUAUAAAAAAGAUCAGGCCAAAAUUUGCUACAAAACUCUUAAGGGGGGCACCGGAUACACAAUCCAAACAUUCGAAAACAGAAAAAAACAAUUGUCGGAUAGUAAACUGCCGCCAAUAACAUCAUUGCCAAUAACUUCAAAGAAGAGAAAAAGCUCAGAAUCUCCGGCACCUAAAAAUAAGAAAAGGGAUCAUCCUGGAAUAAAUAAAGCGUUGAAAAAAAUGACGAUUGAACCUGAAUCAAUGGUCGUUGAGAACUCUACGAAUAAAACAUUCAAAGAAGAUGACAAUUGGACGUGAUUUAAUUGUCAAAUAUUUUUAUACAUAAAUAUUAACGGUGUUCCUUAACCCGAUUUAAAUGAAAAUUACUUGAACAUCUUCGAUCUAUAUACAUUUAAAUUUGAGCACAAAUGCAAUGUUUUAAGUCUUUUGAGAAAAUCGGUUUCCCGAGCUCUUGGAAAAUAAUAGGGGUUUGAAUUGUUUUUUCGAAAAUUUCUUUCAAAUUUCACUUUGAAACAAGCAACAACGACUUCAUUGACACUUUGAAAUACUUCAACAAAUCAAUGAAUCUCUUGAUGUCUAUUUUAUUUAGAAAUACUUUGCAUGAAUUUCCCUUGAAAUGUGGAGAGCCAUGCGUGAUCUCACUACAUGUAUUUGAAACAUCUGUUUGAAACUCUCGAAGUAUGUGUCUGAAAAAUGUAUUUACAACACCUAAAAGUAGGUGAAGCUCAGGAGGAAGAAUCAUGUCGAGAAAUAGUCUAUCUUCAUUAGCAUCAAAUAUUGAUGAAUUUAUAAAAUUCUGAGCUUUUUUUAUCUGCUCCUGCUUCAAUUCUGUCUAGAUAAUUUUUUGUUUCUCCAAUUGUUCUAUGAGGGCCUAGAUCGUGAAGUUCAUCUUUUUUAGCAUAACACCACAUACAAGGAUAGCAGCUGGCGUGUAUCACAAUGCCGACUAGAAUAUUUGCCAACUUUAGAUCUGCAGCAAUCGUUCCAUUCUACCAAAAUUAUUGAUCCACAAUUUUAACCACAACAUCGAAGCAUUUGUAUAAUUUUCUUGUGUACUCGGUGCUAUAGAUGAGAUGAAUAACUGCUUCACACCAGAAGCUUUAAAUUUUUUCGAUGUUAUUCCUUCACUAUACUUCCGACGUGAGUUUGUUUCUGCUGAUUUAUUUAUCUCUGAAAACUCGAUGGACACAUAAUUUCAAAAAUCUACCUCUACCAUCUAUGCCGAACUUCAAAUGAGUUUUUGGUAUUUGUCGUUUAUAUUCAACAGUAGCUAUGAAAUAUUCAAGGUUAUGACAGUAAACUAUUGUUUCUUCAGAUAUCUUUUCACCGUUGUUCGAAUGUAUACUCGAGAAAUCUAUUUCAACUAAAAUUUAUCGAAGUCAUGAUUAUGCUGCAUAAAUUCUCUUUUCAAAUUAUGUUGAAUAAUUUCACUAUUUUUAGAAGCUACUUAAACAGCAUUAGCUAUUGCGCAAGUUGAUCUCAGGCUAAGAUUUAAUGUUUUUAUUUUUUUAAAAACCUUCAAUGCUAAGUAAAUAUUGAUUGAAAAAUGUCUUUACCCCUCAUCUGAGAAAGUGAUAUGAUUGAAUCGUUUUUUUCGACAGAAAUUCAUUGUUUAUCAGCUAUAACAUGUUUUAUUAAACAUGAAGUAAUUUUUUUUACCGUUCAAAGUACAAGAUUCAUUCACAGCUUUUUAAAAUUUUGUUACAAGAGAUGCUUUGGAGCAUGAAUGUUUGAUUGUUCGUUUAGUUAAAUAGAAGCAUUUACCACAUCACCACGGAAAAACAAUUUUAACCCCUAUUAUUUCCCAAGAGCUCGGAAACGGAUUUUCUGAAUAGGUUUAAAACAUUGCAUUUGUGCUCUAGUUUAAGUAUAUACGUAGAUUGAAGAUGUUCAAGUAAUUUUCAUUUAAGUCUAGUUAAAGAACACCGUUUAUUAUCUAUCUAGAUCUGCAUCUAUGUAGAUGCACAAAAAAGAAAAGACAUAUUCUGUUAAAAUGUUUAUUGUAAAAUACAAAUAAAAUCUCAAUAAUA
Messenger RNA from Diorhabda sublineata, 3661 nucleotides. Its product is annotated as poly(A)-specific ribonuclease PARN-like. The record is from RefSeq and is a predicted model, not a curated record. The coding region runs from base 198 to 1928 and encodes 576 amino acids. Gene Ontology annotation, molecular function: RNA binding; metal ion binding; poly(A)-specific ribonuclease activity. NCBI's taxonomy places the organism in Eukaryota, Metazoa, Arthropoda, Insecta, Coleoptera, Chrysomelidae. Gene Ontology annotation, cellular component: nucleus; cytoplasm. Gene Ontology annotation, biological process: nuclear-transcribed mRNA poly(A) tail shortening. The transcript is spliced from 12 exons.